UAUUAUAUAGCUUAGGCAACAACAACAACAUCAUCAUCAUCAAUAUCAUCUCUCUUCUCCUUCCCAUUAAUAGCCCACUGUUACCUCCUUUCCUUUUUCCUUUGCCUCUCUUUUCUUUUUGCCAUAUAUUUCUUUAAAGGUUUUCUACUAUUCGAUACCAUGGACGCAGAAUUACCAUAUGGUCCAGAGUUUAAUGCGGGCAACAUUGGCUGGGUGCUUGCCUCCACGGCACUUGUCUGGCUCAUGAUACCAGGAAUUGGCUACUUCUAUAGUGGAUUGGCCAGAAGUAAAAACGCACUGUCAAUGAUCAUGAGUGCUUUCCUCUGCUUGGUAGUUGUCUCAGUCCAGUGGUUCAUAUGGGGCUACAGCUUAGCCUUCAGCGAUACUGGCUCGGCUUUCAUUGGCAAUGUCAAACAUGCCUUUUUCCGCGACGUAUUGGGAGAGCCCUCACCUGGCAGCGCCAACAUUCCCGCCAUUGUAUUUUGCGUAUACCAAGGCAUGUUUGCAUGUCUCACACCAGCCCUGGCCAUCGGUUCUGCAGCCGAACGCGCACGACUCAUGCCUAUGAUUAUUUUUAUUUUUGUCUGGUCAACCAUCGUAUACGACGUUCUCGCCUGCUGGACGUGGAACCCGAACGGCUGGAGCUUCCAACUGGGCGGCCUUGAUUUUGCGGGCGGCACACCUGUGCACAUUGCCUCCGGCUUUUCAAGUUUGGCCUAUGCAUUGAUCCUAGGCAAACGUGCAGGCAAAGGCAGCAUUUCGCAGGAGAGCGAUUUUAAGCCCCACAACAUGUCAAACGUCGUUCUUGGCACAGCCCUUUUGUGGUUUGGAUGGUUUGGGUUUAAUGGAGGGUCAGCGCUAGGCGGCAGCUUGCGUGCCGGUAUGGCAUGCAUUGUUACCAACUUGGCAGCAUCGAUCGGCGCCAUCACUUGGAUGGCAUUGGAUUAUCGUAUUGAUCGCAAAUUCUCAGCUCUUGGAUUCUGUUCUGGUGCUAUCUCUGGUUUGGUAGCAAUCACACCUGCGGCAGGAUUUGUUGGCCCUGGCCCUGCUGUCGCUAUUGGUUUCUUUGGAGGCGUCUUUUGUAAUCUUGCUUCGCACAUGAAAGACUGGCUGCGUUAUGAUGAUGCACUGGAUGUGUUUGCCGUACACGGUGUUGGUGGUUACGUUGGCUGCAUAUUCACUGGCGUCUUUGCUGAAAGCUACAUUGCCGCUUUGGACGGCACAGAAAUCCCUGGCGGUUGGAUGGACCAAAACUGGGUUCAAGUCGGCUAUCAGUUUGCUGAUGCAACUGCUGGUGCUGCUUGGUCUUUCUUCAUCACCUAUUUGAUCUUGUUCAUCAUGGACAAAAUCCCUGGCUUAUCUCUUAGAGUCUCGCAAGAAGUAGAGUUACAAGGCUUGGACGUUGCAGAAUUUGGUGAGCAGGCUUACGCGUAUCACAUCAACAAGAUCGUUACUGUCGAUCCAGAAACCGGCGAGCAAAAGGUUGUCCGUGAAGAGGUCAAGGAAGUGCCUCAGCACAAUGACAUCGGUCGAACUUCGAUGGUGUCUUGAAUAACGUAGCCUUCUGACAAUAUCUGCCUCUACCUCUAACAUAGUGAAAACUAUGUAUUCUAAACCCUUUACCGCACAAACAAUAUUUCGUUCGAUGUAGCGUAGUGUGUUUUAUCUUCAGUGCAUCUAUACACUAUGAUAUACAACAAUAUUUUUUUUUCUUCCUCUUCCCCUUCGUUUUCAUUGAUAUAUGAGUCUCUACUAUACCCAGGGUCCUGCUUCUCCUCUUCCCAGCUAAUAUGCAUUAACCUUUUCCCUACUCAAUUGUCAACUAUUACUAUUACUACUAUCGGUACUAGCCUGCUUAUAUGUACUAGCAAAUAAUACUUUGUAAAGAUAUGCUCAUAGCUGUACAUACUGUAGUAGUAUACAACUGUGUAGUCCGAGUGCGACAACCUUUCGACAUUGUAGCAUAAAGUGUUUGGUUGCUUAAAAAUAUUCUAAACCC
Zychaea mexicana is the source of this 1999-nucleotide messenger RNA. RefSeq names its product ammonium transporter AmtB-like domain-containing protein. The record is from RefSeq and is a predicted model, not a curated record. Gene Ontology annotation, biological process: ammonium transmembrane transport. The transcript has 3 exons. Lineage: Eukaryota; Fungi; Mucoromycota; Mucoromycetes; Mucorales; Lichtheimiaceae. Gene Ontology annotation, molecular function: ammonium channel activity. Bases 160 to 1551 code for a protein of 463 amino acids. Gene Ontology annotation, cellular component: plasma membrane.